This is a messenger RNA of Schizosaccharomyces cryophilus OY26, 2592 nucleotides long. RefSeq names its product MBF transcription factor complex subunit Cdc10. The coding region runs from base 229 to 2472 and encodes 747 amino acids. The transcript has a single exon. Gene Ontology annotation, molecular function: transcription regulator activity; DNA binding; protein binding. NCBI's taxonomy places the organism in Eukaryota, Fungi, Ascomycota, Schizosaccharomycetes, Schizosaccharomycetales, Schizosaccharomycetaceae. Gene Ontology annotation, cellular component: MBF transcription complex; SBF transcription complex. The record is from RefSeq and is a predicted model, not a curated record.
AACAAACACUUCACCCAAACUUCUUUCACUUCAGUUCUAAUUUAAAAAGUUUUUACAUUCAGUACCGAACAAAAAAAGGCUUUGAAAAAAGCCCGAACAUCUAAAUAUUUUUUUUGCAAGGAGUUACACGAGAGUCUUUUGAAGGAGUUGAAUGAGCGUGUUAUACAAAGGAAACUCUGAGAGAAAAACACGAUUCUCCUUUUAGAUUAUAGAUAUCGUGGUAAUAUCAUGACAUCUGCAAAUUUUAUCUCUCAAUUCGAGCUCGGAAACGAUUCUUUCUCAUAUGAAAGGAACCAUGAACAUUUCAACGCGUCCAAAGAAGAAGAAACGAAAAGUACAUACACUGACAACUCAAGUCUAAGAAUUUCUAUAAAUUCCCAAGUUUUGCGAGACGGAAAGGUAGUUGAACUAAACGCUAUUGAACUAUCCGGUGUUCGAUACAUUGAAUUGCAAUAUGGUGAACAUGUUGCUCUCCGUCGUUGUUCUGAUUCACAUUUUAAUAUAUCUCAAAUCCUCCGUCUUGCUGGAACAAGCAGCCUUGAGAAUGCCGCAGAAUUGGAUGAGAUUAUUGAAAACGGUGAAUACGAGAACGUCGACAUCAAGGACCCUCGUGUAGAUGGAGUUUGGGUACCCUUUGGAAAAGCUGUCUCUACAGCGAAAAAGUAUGGUGUUUACGAUAUCCUACAGUCUUUAAUAUCGUUCAAUUUGGAUUUGUUUCCAAAGCUGGCAAAAAACUCAGAACACUCCGGGAAGGAGACUCAGGCAGCAUAUCUAUCUAACCGCUUACCUCUAAGAAAUCAUAACCGUAAUGAUCUAUCUAAAAUUGGGAAAGCUUCUCUUUCCUCUAAUAAUGUUGGUACGCUCUCGUCGCCUUCAUUUAUGAACAAGCAAGAGCAAAAAAAUGGAAAGCGUUCAAAUAUAUACCUCUUGGACUCUUCUUCCAUCUCUUCUCCUGAUAACAAUUUGAAGCGACACAAGCUCCAUUCGUCCGACAAUUUGUACUCUGCACCGUAUCCUUCUGCAUACCCCUCUUCCUCACGGCAAGAAGUGCAUUCCAAAAAGGAAAAACUUGAAUUUCCAAUAUCAUUUUCUGCACUGACGGCUAGUCUACCACCCCUUGAUCAAAACGUUAUGCACGACUAUAAUACUUCCAAAGACGUUUUGACCUCUAUAUUCUUAGACCUAAACAAUUCUGAUAUAAAGUUUGUUGAGUCAAAACUGACAGAUCUUUUAGAUUUGGACGUUCCUAUUGACGAGUUAGGUCAUGCUGCUCUACAUUGGGCAGCUGCCCUCGCGAAAAUGCCAUUGUUAAAUGUUCUGAUUAGUAGAAAAGCUAAUUCUUUGCGUGGAAAUUUAACCGGAGAGACUGCCUUAAUGAGAUCUGUUAUGGUCACCAACCAUUUAAACCAGUCUUCUUUUCAUGAAUUGCUUGAUUUACUCUAUCCCUCCUUAAAUUGUAUCGACAAUGCAGGUCGUACAGUUGUUCACCACAUUUGUAUGACGGCCGGAAUUAAGGGUAGAGGAUCUGCCGCCAGAUACUAUUUGGAAACCCUUUUGAAAUGGGCUGACAUUCAUGCAACCCCAAGCAAUGGUUAUACACUUGAAGAAUUCAUACAAAAUUAUUUAAAUUACCAAGACAAAAAUGGAGAUACGGCUGUAAAUAUAGCAGCUCGUAUCGGUAAUAAGACUGUCGUUGAUAUUUUGCUACAAGCCGGUGCUUCUAAAAGCAUCCCUAAUCGGGCAGGUUUAACAGUUUAUGAUUUUGGAAUUUUUGGUGAUGAUGAGACAAAGGAUUUUAAGGAAACUGUCAAGGUUUCGAGCAACAAUUUAGAAAAAGAAAAAUUUGUGAUGCCCGCUCAACAAAAAAGCAAAGACAUUAUUACUUCAGUAACGGAUGUUAUAACAUCCUUAGAUAAAGAUUUUCAAGACGAAAUGGCUGCGAAGCAAUCUAUGAUUGAUAACACAUACACACAAUUGAGAGAAUCUACAAAAAAGUUGGCGGAAUUUCGGGAACAGCUGCGGCGCUCGGAAACUCACUCUCUUAUGCUAUCUGAGUUGAAACAGAGAUGCAAAAACUUAGAAGUAUCAAUAGAAGAGCAAAAGAAUGAGCUACUGGCUUUAGAUGCAAAUUUUAAUCCAGAGAAUAUAUCUGAAAAUAUCGACGCGGACGCAUCUUUCGUGGUAAAUUCUAAAAAUAUACCGUCCCUUACUGAGUUAAAGAUCCGUAUCGCUGCUUACGAACGAAACGAAGCAAGACUUAAUGCCCUUGCUGAAACUCUUCGUCAUCGCAAUACUAAUAUUAAAUCAAAAUGCCGUCGAGUAGUAUCUUUAUGCACUGGCGUUGAAGAAACCAAAGUUGACUCUUUACUCGAAAGUUUAUUACAGGCAGUAGAGAGUGAUGGCCAACAAGGAGAAGUGGAUAUGGGCCGUGUCGCAGGGUUCCUACGGGUUGUGAAGGAGCACCAAGCUUAAAAUCUUCUAAGGUUUAUAAAUAACAGCAUUUAAUGCAAGGUUAGCAGGAAGCAUUCUAAUUUUCAUAUAACUAGUUUAAGAAUAUUCCAUAUGUUAGUACUAAUAAUAAUGAAGACACGU